This is a messenger RNA of Mytilinidion resinicola, 3127 nucleotides long. Its product is annotated as FabD/lysophospholipase-like protein. NCBI's taxonomy places the organism in Eukaryota, Fungi, Ascomycota, Dothideomycetes, Mytilinidiales, Mytilinidiaceae. The transcript is spliced from 12 exons. Gene Ontology annotation, biological process: lipid metabolic process. Bases 1 to 2856 code for a protein of 951 amino acids. The record is from RefSeq and is a predicted model, not a curated record. Gene Ontology annotation, molecular function: protein binding.
AUGAGCUAUACACUCGCAUCGACGACGGGCCUCUGUCUGCUGGCGCUGGAUGGCGGCGGGCGUCAGCAGGCCGGGCUCUCCUCAGUCAACCCGUGCGAGGUGUUCGACCUCAUCGGCGGAACCAGUGCAGGCGGGUUGAUCGCGAUCACGCUCGGCCGACUAGAGAUGACGGUAGAGGCCUGCAUCGCUGCGUACGAGGAAUUGAUGAAGGCUAUAUUCGAGAAGAAGUCAAGUCGACUGCCGGUUGGCUGGUCGGGCAGGACGAAGGCACAAUUCGACUCGGGCAAGCUGAGGAAGGCUAUCGAGAAGGUAAUCAGAGACAGCGGUGCCUCAAUAGAGGAUCUAUUCAACGACGGUCAAGAUCGCGGGUGUAGAGUCUUCAUCUGUACCGUCGCGCACGAAACCAGCGGCACCACGCGUCUUCGAAGUUACGACUUGCCUGACAGGCCCAAUAUCUCGGCCACGAUCUGCGAGGCUGCGUUGGCGACCUCGGCGGCAACAGGCUUCUUCGAUCCAGUGAACGUCGGCUCGCGACGAUUUGUGGAUGGCGCGCUCGGCACAAAUAACCCUGCCGAAGAGGUGGAGGAAAAAGCGGCGAAUAUCUGGUGCUCCGAGUCUCGCGAGCUGAUGUCGCUUACCAAGUGCUUUAUAUCUGUUGGCACAGGAAACCGUGGCAAGAAGGCCCUUGAGGACAACAUGCUGAAGUUGCUAUCAAAGACGCUAGUAGACAUGGUAACGGAGACGGAGAGAACGGAGAAGAGAGGACUGCGGGGCAUCGGGUUGGCAGAGUACAAGGAGCAAGGCGCAAUUCAAGCAGCGACCAAUGAGUACCUGGAGCAUCCGCAGCAAAGCGUGCGAGUCAGGGACUGUGUUUUACACCUGAAGGACAAGCAAAACCGAGCCGAUACUGCCUUUGCAGCUGUCGUGAAAGAGUAUACUAUUCGCAUGAACCAGCUUCAAAUAAAGGGUUUCCAGAAUAUUCCGUUCGCACAAAAUCGUCGUUUCGUCGACAGAAAGAAGCAGCUCGACCUGCUUCAAAACGAGCUACUCGGCGACUGUGGAGCAGCGAAGGUAGCCAUGGUAAGCCUAGGAGGCACAGGGAAGACACAGAUCGCACUCGAGCUCGCAUACAAAAUGCAGGAAAUCACGCCGGACUGCUCGGUCAUAUGGAUCCCUGCGAUUAGCAUGGAAACGAUCGAGCAGGCAUAUAAAGGCCAAGGUCCUUCUCCAACGCCAUCCGAGCCAAAAAAAAAAGGCGCCAGUCGAUGGCUGUUGAUCUUUGAUAACGCAGACGACGUGGACAUGUGGACAGGACGAGACGGCUAUCCUCGCUUACUUGAUUUUCUACCAAGAAGUGACCUUGGACGAAUAGUCUUCACAAUACGUGACAGGAAGACGGCCGUUAAGCUUGCGCAGAAGAACGUGGUUCAUCUAGCAGAGACAGACGAAGAGAUGGGCCUACAGCUCCUGUAUAGACACCUAAUUGACCAAGCCAAUGAUCGCCGAAUCGCGACGAGAUUGCUUGCAAAACUGGCCUAUCUGCCACUCGCAAUUGUGCAAGCAGCCGCCUACGAGCAAGACGUGAUUGACUUACUUAGCGAGGACUUUGAGGAAGAGGGAAGAUACAGCGAUAGAAAGGAUCCGGUAGCGACGACCUGGUUGAUCUCAUUUGAGCAGAUCCGCCGUCGAGACACCCUGGCGGCAGACUACUUGGCAUUCAUGUCGUGUGUAGAGCCGAUCGACAUACCGGAGUCGCUACUGCCUCCGGGACGGUCCAGAAAACGAGAGACGGACGCGAUCGGCCUGCUGAAUGCGUACUCGUUUGUAGCAAAGAGGAGCGGCAAGCUGACGCUCGACGUUCACCGCCUAGUACAUUUUGCGACUCGAAGCUGGCUCCGUGUAAGAGAUAGCUCAGUGCGGUGGACGUUAAAAGCGAUGCGACGUCUGAAGAACGUGUUUCCAAAUGAUGAUCAUCAUGCGAAUAGAAGCGCAUGGAGACUAUACUUGCCUCACGCGCGACGCCUGCUUGAUGCAACGAAGGAAGAGGACGCAGAAAUAAGAACAGAGCUGCUCUAUAAGUUCGCGAUGUGUCUGGACAGCGACGGAAAGUAUAUAGAGGCUGGAAUUUCUUUGUUUGAAGUUAUGCAGAUAUGGCAGAAGGAGCUAGGAGAGGAGCAUCCUUUAACGCUAAUAAGCAUGAACAACCUGGCCUUAAUAUACAAAAAUCAAGGCCGGUGGAAGGAGGCGGAAGAGCUGCAAUUACAAAAACUAGAGAUCACAAGGAGAGAGCUAGGAGAGGACCAUCCUUCAACGCUAAUAAGCAUGAACAACCUGGCCUCAACAUACACCAAGCAAGGCCAGUGGAAGAAGGCGGAAGAGCUGCAAGUACCAGUACUAAAGAUUACAAAGAGAGAGCUAGGAGAGGAACAUUCUUUAACACUUAUAAGUAUGGGCAACCUAGCCUUAAUAUACGUCGAGCAAGACCGGUGUAAGGAGGUAGAAGAGUCGCAAGUACAAGAACUAAAGAUUACAAAGAGAGAGCUAGGAGAGGACCAUCCUGAAACGCUAACAAGCAUGAACAACCUGGCCUUAAUGUACGCAGAGCAAGGCCGGUGGAAGGAAGCGGAAGAGCUACAAGUACAAGAGCAUCCUGAAACGCUGACGGCCAUGAGCAACCUGGCCUUCACAUACAACGGCCAAGGCCGAUUCAGCAACGCCAUCGAGUUAAUGGAAAAGUGUGCUUUACUUUCUCAACAAUUCCUUGGUAUCGGUCAUCCACAUACCAUAUCGAGAUCUGCUUUCCUUAAGAGCUGGGAAGCUGAGCAAGCGGACUCGAACGAUGAGUAUACUGAGUAAUGCGGUGUUAGCAACGCUGUCGGUAUAGAUGAAAUAAACACGAGCUUCAAUUCACGCAUAGGCCCAUCCUCCCAAACCCCCAACCCCAGCGCUGCACUCCUGAAUCCUUCAUCCUCGCUACGCAUCUCGGAGCCGAGCCGGUCAUCAAGAUCUGACAACUCGAACCCCGAAAAUAGUCGAUUACGUCAAGACGCAGGGUCGUUAGCUGACGGGCGCGUGCCUGUGCGCAGGGAUAUGGUCUCCGGGGCGCCUGGUUCCCGGGCGCCGGGAC